This is a messenger RNA of Moneuplotes crassus, 717 nucleotides long. The record is from the annotation of a GenBank genome assembly. Lineage: Eukaryota; Ciliophora; Spirotrichea; Euplotida; Euplotidae.
GAAAACUUAAAAAUAAUACUUUUCUUGAAUGGAAGCAACAGAUAGCCAAUACGAUCAGCUUUAUAAAAUAGUCCUGAUCGGAGACUCUGGAGUAGGAAAAUCCUCUCUAGUCAGUAGGUAUGUCAAGGGAACAUUCCCUAAGAACAAGGGUGCUACUAUUGGAGUAGAAUUUGCGUCUAAGAAUUUAAAAUUAAAGACUGGCACCAAUGUUAAGGCUCAGAUUUGGGACACUGCUGGUCAAGAACGUUAUUUAGCAAUAACAUCCGCUCAUUAUAGAAGAGCUGUAGGAGCCCUGGUGGUCUAUGAUAUUUGUAAGAGACAGUCCUUUGAUAAUUGUGAGAAAUGGAUUAAUGAUGUCAAGGCACAAGCAGAUCCAGAUAUUGCUAUCAUGCUUGUCGGUAAUAAGCUAGAUAAGGCCAAGGGUAGUGAUGCCAGAGAUGUGGAAGAGAAAGCUGGAGAAGAAUUCGCUAGGAAGCAUGGGUUGCUUUUUAGUGAAGCCUCUGCUCUUAGUGACACCAAUGUAACUUCAGCCUUUGAGGACUUGCUAACCUACAUUGAUGAAGGCAGAUCAAAGACUAGUAAGGGAGGAAAAAGAGUUGUUGGUACGAGUCUUGGUCAGGAUAUACAUUCUUCCUUUGAGAAAGAUGAUUCAGGCUGCUCUUGCUAAAAGUUUGGUUUUAUACUGAGAUAAUGGGAAUUUAUUAAAAGUAUUUUUCA